Messenger RNA from Penicillium alfredii, 1386 nucleotides. RefSeq names its product glutamate dehydrogenase. Gene Ontology annotation, cellular component: cytosol. The record is from RefSeq and is a predicted model, not a curated record. NCBI's taxonomy places the organism in Eukaryota, Fungi, Ascomycota, Eurotiomycetes, Eurotiales, Aspergillaceae. Gene Ontology annotation, molecular function: L-glutamate dehydrogenase (NADP+) activity. The transcript has 3 exons. Bases 1 to 1386 code for a protein of 461 amino acids.
AUGAUGCACAACAUUCCCUACGAGCCCGAGUUCGAGCAGGCCUACAAGGAGCUUGCCUCGACUUUGGAAAACUCCACUCUUUUCCAGAAGAAGCCUGAGUACCGCAAGGCCCUGCAGGUCGUUUCGGUUCCUGAGCGUGUUGUUCAGUUCCGUGUCGUCUGGGAAGAUGACAAGGGUCAGGUCCAAAUCAACCGUGGUUACCGUGUCCAGUUCAACUCCGCCCUCGGCCCCUACAAGGGUGGUCUCCGUUUCCACCCCUCGGUCAACCUGUCCAUCCUGAAGUUCCUCGGCUUCGAGCAGAUCUUCAAGAAUGCCCUGACCGGCCUCAGCAUGGGCGGUGGCAAGGGUGGUUCCGACUUCGACCCCAAGGGCAAGACCGACAGCGAGAUCCGCCGCUUCUGUGUCUCGUUCAUGAGCGAGCUCUGCAAGCACAUCGGCGCCGACACUGACGUCCCCGCCGGUGACAUCGGUGUGACCGGCCGUGAGGUCGGCUACAUGUUCGGCCAGUACAAGAAGAUUCGCAACGAGUGGAGCGGUAUCCUCACCGGCAAGGGCGGCAGCUGGGGUGGUAGCUUGAUCCGCCCCGAGGCCACCGGCUACGGUGUGGUUUACUACGUCGAGCACAUGAUCAAGCACGCCUCGGGCGGCAAGGAGUCGUUCGCCGGCAAGCGCGUGGCCAUCUCAGGCUCCGGUAACGUCGCCCAGUACGCGGCGCUCAAGGUCAUCGAGCUGGGCGGCUCGGUCAUCUCGCUGUCCGACAGCCAGGGCUCGCUGGUGCUGGCCGGCGAGGACGGCAGCUUCACGCCCGAGGAGAUCAACACCAUCGCCGCCAUCAAGGUCGACCGCAAGCAGAUCGCCGAGCUGGCCACCCAGGCCCCCUUCAGCUCCAAGUUCAAGUACAUUGCCGGCGCCCGCCCCUGGACCAACAUCGCCGGCCGCAUCGACGUCGCCCUCCCCUCCGCUACCCAGAACGAGGUCUCCGGUGAUGAGGCCAAGGCCCUGAUCGCUGCCGGCUGCAAGUUCAUCGCCGAGGGCUCCAACAUGGGCAGCACCCAGGAGGCCAUCGACGUCUUCGAGGCCCACCGUGAGGCUAACCAGGGCGCCGCCGCUAUCUGGUACGCCCCCGGCAAGGCCGCCAAUGCCGGUGGUGUCGCCGUCUCCGGUCUCGAGAUGGCCCAGAACUCUGCCCGUGUCAACUGGACCACCGAGGAAGUCGACAGCCGCCUCAAGGGUAUCAUGGAGGACUGCUUCAACAACGGUCUGGCUACCGCCAAGGAGUACGUCACUCCCGGUAACGGUGUCCUGCCCUCCCUGGUCGCCGGUAGCAACAUUGCCGGUUUCACCAAGGUCGUCGAGGCCAUGAAGGACCACGGUGACUGGUGGUAA